Acanthosepion pharaonis is the source of this 489-nucleotide messenger RNA. The record is from the annotation of a GenBank genome assembly. Lineage: Eukaryota; Metazoa; Mollusca; Cephalopoda; Sepiida; Sepiidae.
AUGGGCUUUCCUAUCCAUUCUUACUUCCGAUAUUCUUGCCCUUUUUCUUAUUUCUGGCUACCACAGACUCUUAUUUCUGGCCACCACGGACCUUUACCUGCCAAAUCUUUGUUUUUAUUAUAUCCGGAACAUUUUCAACGAGAAACGAAUCUCGUUUUCACUACUAAUGGCGGAAAGGAGACGCUGUUUCGAGAAUGCACAUGCUGUCGACAAUUUAAAAAUGAAUAUUCAAUAAAUCAUUAUUUGUUGCACUUGAUAAACAAUCAGAUCACCAUGCCAACACUUAUUCUUCUUGAUGUAUCACUCUCUAUGAGUCGCCCUGUUAACAUGCAGGAAUGUUCAGAAGAAUACCAGCGGCGACAUCUUGCUAUCCAUGGAAUAAAUACUUUGUUGGAUUAUAUGGCAGCCAAUUGUAAACUGGAAUUUACUUCUCUGAUUGUGUUUUCCUACUUGUUUUUUUUAGCUGGUACCAUUUACACGAGAUCCUGA